AUGGCCAUCUCCUCCUUCUUCUCCAUCCUCUUCAUCCUCUCCAUCCUUCCAUCCCUCCUCGCCAGCCCCCUCGUUACCCGCACCGACUAUCCCGACGAAGUAGUUGUGUUAGCCGAAUGCGACGGCCCGCCCAACGACGACUUGGGAACCAAGGACCGCCUCCACUACUUCAAAGAUGACUACGAUCGCCGCAAGGGAAGGGGCAGCACCGACACCGUCACCAACAUUUACGAUCCAUUCAAUCACGACGGCUUCCAAUACCACGUCGCGUGGACAGCCGCAAAGGAGUCUGACCCCAUACGGGGCACGUUCCCGGCCGACGGCCGGACGUUCAAAGUCUGGGGACUCUCUGAUGGCAGCGCCCCUGACAUGCCCGUCUCCGGAACAGCUGAUUUUGGCGGGGCAGAGUUCAAGUGCUAUCAAGGCGUGAAAGGGACCUGGGGAACAUAUGAUAAUUGCACCUGUUGGGCGGCUUUCACUUGUACCCGAGCGGAUCGAUAUAUCCGUGCUACAAGCGUGACCUUCGAUAACAAGGUCGCACAAGUUGGUCGAGUCAAAGCCAGCUGUAACAAUCCCACCUCGGCACCUUACAACGCAAAGGAUGUCUUUGCCCAGCUGAAGGAUAUGGCGAGCCACAGCUGGGAUGCCAACAACGGGAUCGGCAUUGGUGGGAACUGCAAAAUGGUGUUUCCCUCUCUCCUUUUUCCGUCAUCCAGCAGCCUUCCCGGCUAUGACUCCACCACGCCCGAGAAGAUAGCCCAGAUCUUUGUCGAUGCCGUGGGUGCGGAGAUCGAGAAGUUGCGGACCACUGAUGACACAAACUGUUACAUUCCUGGUUCGGAAUUCGGAGGCGGGAGUUACUACCAUGUUCACCAGGAGGGAUUGGUGUAUCCGCAUGGUGGGAAGUUUGAAAUCCAGAUGGCGAAACAGAGUGAUCCCAAGAGUCUGCAGAUUCAGACGAGGGUGGAGUUUAGGAUUGACUGCAGUUGCAAGAGUGAUAAUGGGUUGAUUGCGGUUCUCCAGAGCUCGCUGGGCUUAGUUCGAUGGGUAAAUCCGGCCUUUGGAGUGACCGCUGCUACCUUGGGGUUGUAUAACGCUGCUACCUGUUAGAUGGGGUUUACCGCUGCUGGAGAGGCGUGGAUUCGUAACUGCCUC
This is a messenger RNA of Neurospora tetraspora, 1155 nucleotides long. RefSeq lists its product as uncharacterized. The record is from RefSeq and is a predicted model, not a curated record. The coding region runs from base 1 to 1110 and encodes 369 amino acids. The transcript has a single exon. Lineage: Eukaryota; Fungi; Ascomycota; Sordariomycetes; Sordariales; Sordariaceae.